GAUGGCUUCCCAUUUCACCAGUCUAUAGGUACAAUUGCAGUAUGUGGUGGUACUACAAAGAUUGCCGGGCACCUUGAGGAGAGCUAGCUAGGCUCAGCUCAUUCCUCAGCUUUUGUGAAAGCACAUUCCAUGCUUGCGUUUGGUACAACCACUAUCGAAUUUUUGGUAUAGGCGUAUAGCCGGAUCGGAGUAAUUUUAUUGGACUCUUUGAUUGGAUCCAGGUUGCCGGUUAGCCCUUUCGUCGCCACUAUAAAUAGCAGCCGACGUUCUCUCCAGCCUCCACAACAGCUCAAAGCAGCAGAGCACUCUUCACCUUCUACGCAGGCCGGCUGCAAGCGCGAGGAAGAAGCACCAGCGCAGAAGUCGUCGACCGCCAUGGCUCAGGGAAGGGGCAGUGCGACGACACGGUGCCUCGCCGUCGGCGGCCUGCUCGCCGCGUGCCUCCUCCUUGGCGCCGCCGACGCGGCCACCCACAGCGUCGUCUGGUCGUUCAACGCGGACACCUGGCCCCGGGGCAAGAGCUUCCGCGCCGGGGACGUCCUCGAGUUCAACUACGACCCCUCCCUGCACAACGUGGUGGCCGUGGACGCCAGCGGCUACAACAGCUGCGGCUCCUCCGGCAGGACCUACAGCUCCGGGAGGGAUCGCAUCACGCUCGGCCCCGGGACCAACUACUUCAUCUGCAGCCUCAACGGGCACUGCGGGAUGGGGAUGAAGAUGGCCGUCAACGCCAGCUGAAGGCUGAAGCCCCCACGCUGCUUGCAGAGCACCAAUAAGUGAUGCGCAAUAACUCAAUCGUUUUGGCAGCGCACGCCCGGCCCUGUGCGGGAUACGCGCCGAUACAGGUCUCAUGUGUCAUGUACUGGCAGGGUAUGUGUGGUGUGGAGUGGAGUGGUAGUCGAGGCAUGGUGUGUGUAUGGUUUACUGGCAGGGCAGUGAAGCGUUACCUAUAGCUUUGUUGUUUGUUUGGACUUCGAAGCAGUAGCCUGUUUUCUUUGUUCAUUCAUCAUGGUGUCUUUGCAUGCAACCA
This is a messenger RNA of Panicum virgatum (switchgrass), 1030 nucleotides long. RefSeq names its product basic blue protein-like. The transcript has 2 exons. Gene Ontology annotation, cellular component: plasma membrane. Gene Ontology annotation, molecular function: electron transfer activity. NCBI's taxonomy places the organism in Eukaryota, Viridiplantae, Streptophyta, Magnoliopsida, Poales, Poaceae. The record is from RefSeq and is a predicted model, not a curated record. The coding region runs from base 376 to 738 and encodes 120 amino acids.